Molecule: messenger RNA, 7598 nt
Organism: Rhea pennata
Lineage: Eukaryota; Metazoa; Chordata; Aves; Rheiformes; Rheidae
Gene: CCDC50
Product: coiled-coil domain containing 50
Exons: 12
Coding region: 70-1695 (541 amino acids)
Cellular component (GO): cytoplasm
Molecular function (GO): ubiquitin protein ligase binding
Source: RefSeq, a predicted model, not a curated record
GGCGCCGCCGCGGCUCCGGCUCCGGCUCCGCUGCGGGGCUCGCCCGGCCCCCCCCGCACCGCGCUCAGCAUGGCCGAGGUCGGCAUCGACCAGUCCAAGCUCUCCAAAGUCAAAGAAGUGUGCCGAGACUUUGCUGUUCUGGAAGAUCAUACUUUGGCCCAUAACCUACAGGAACAAGAGAUUGAGCAUCACUUGGCAACAAACGUCCAACGUAAUCGUCUAGUGAAACAUGACUUGCAGGUGGCCAAGCAACUGCAAGAGGAGGAGGAUCUGAAAGCACGUGCUCAAAUCCAGAAACGCCAGAAAGACCUGGAACGACAGGACUGUGAGAUGGCUCAGGAAAUCCAAGUAAAGCUGGUGUUUGAAGCAGAGCAGCGACGCAGGCAAGAGGAAAAUGAUGAGGACAUUGCCCGUCUCCUACAACAAAAGGAGCUGCAGGAAGAAAAAAAGCGCAGGAAGCACUACCCGGAAUCCCAGGGGCACACAGUCUAUGAAGACAGUUAUUAUUCAGAGAAUGGAGCACACCUGCAGAGUGACUCUAGAGAGCAGGUUUCUGAGCCUCACAGACCCCACAGAGGCAACAGGUGCACGCACCAGCGGAAAGAGCACCAGAAAGUGCCCUCACCUUUACCUGACAACACCUCUGAGUGCAGGCGUCACCCCUUGGAGGAUCCUCACUGCUCUCCUCAACCAAGCAAGGCCAGGAGCAGGCAUCACCGUGACAGAGAGCAGCAGGAAUGGACAUCAGUCAGCCAGAGGGGGUCCAGGAGACCUCCCAGCCUGGACCUGGAAAGAGGGGGUGAAUGUGUUGCCGUUGACUGCAGCGAUAGCUGGGAGCUGCGGGAGAAGAAGGCAGCCGGCAGAGAGAAAGCUUGGAGGCCUCUCAGUCUUAAUCUGGAGUCAGAGCAUGAACUCGCAAAGCAGGUGCAACAUGAUAGAAAGCCAUCAAGGCAAGACAGAGAAAAGCACCUUCCCCUUCUUGAUGUGGAGCUGGAAGCUGAGCAGGAAACCUGGCAUCAUGAUGGCAGCCAGCUGUUGCACCUAGAGAACCGUAAAUCCCGCCAUCGUGGCCGCACAUUGCCUAGGACAGUUCAUGACAGGAGGCUGCAUGACUCUGAGUCCAGAGAAGAUCAUAGGAAGGGUGAGGAGAGAGAUUGCAGAAGAGCAGGACACAGGAGAAAACCUUCCCCCUCUCCAAACACGGUGACCUGGGGAAGGGUUGGAGACUGCCAAGACUCAGGAGCUAAGUCAAGGGGGGCAAAGCAAGCUAUUUAUGACAAACCUCGAAGGGAACAGGAAUUGUCUGAUGCAGAGAUUGCUCGGAAAUUGCAAGAGGAAGAGCUCCUGGCCAACGAGAUGGAUGAGAAGGCAGCUCAAGUAGCCCAAGAUGAGGAAAUAGCCCGCCUCUUGAUGGCUGAGGAGAAAAAAGCUUUAAAGAAAGAGAAGGAACGAGAAAAGACUUCCUUUGAAAAGAAGAGGCAUGAUCAAGACUGGAAGUACGAUGCAAGCGAAUCAACGCGCUCGAAGUCAAAAGAAGGGCCUGAACCUCAGCGACACAAAGGCGACAAGUCUUUACGAUCACAGCCUCUCCUCAAUGACUUUGAACAUGCUCGUUAUUACACAAGCCAGCCUAGCCCCUCACGCCAAUUUCCCAAACAUGAACCCUCUCCUAAAGGUUCCCGUAGGAAGCAGUAAGCUGCUAGCCUUUGCUUUGGUACUGACUCUUCUGUAGCAAAUCUUCCUGGAAUUGCCAGAAAACUUUCUUGAUUACUUACCCAACAGGAGGUUCACUCUCCAGCCCCAGGAUCUCCUCUUUGUGUCAUCGUAUUAAUAAGGAACAUUUUUUCAUUUCAAUUUCUUACUUGUAUGUGAUCACUUAAGCAGUGCAGUACAAUCUAGCCGCUACUGAGCUGUGUAGAUCAACUAGCUGAUUUAAAAGCUUCCUUUUUUACCCCCUUGAUGCUUUCUUUUUUGUUUUUAUUUUUAAGCUUUGGCUGGAGCUUGGACAAAUAGAGAUGCAUAUACAACUAGAAGGAAAAUCCAAGAUGUGAGCUGGGUUAUGGCAAUGCAGCAGAACAUCUGAAAUACAAGUCCUUACUAUAUUAGGAUGACUUAGUGCAGAGUUGUAAAAGGGAACAUGUUUCUCUCUGUGCUGGGUAAGAAAGCUGAGCCAAUCCAAGAGAGAUACAUAUUAGCUUACAGGAAGGAGAAAGGGUCUUCACAACGUACACCAGCGAAAGCUGUAACCUGAGACUGAUCAGGAGGAAUUUGCUUGUAGAACCAAUUUGCUUAACUGCUAUGGUUCUUUUUAGAGUUUCCAGCAAGCACUCCUAAAUUCUGUAUGGGUAGAGCAUGCAACCAGACAUUCAGCUGAAGGAUAUCGGAUAGGAUGCUUAAGAGGAAAGAUAGUUGAAAGUGAGAUUAGACCUUGUGCGCAUGACUUCUAAACUGAACUGAUGCAGCUGUGAGUUAUGAAUUGAGAAGAAUCACACACAUUGAUUUAAAUGCCUGAAAGGACCUCUGUGGUCACCUGCUUUGAGCUUCAGCAUAAUGCAAGCCAAGGAAUUUAAUUUAGGUCAAGCAGGAACUACUGUUACUCCUUGCUCAGUUGCUGAUGCACUGAGCACUGUAAGGUAUGUCUAAACCUAAAUGUAUCUUGGAAACACAGGACUGAAAGAGGACAAUAUGGGCAUUGGACAUUGAAUCCAAAACCCACAAUAACAGGCAACUUGGAGACGCUGAGUCCAAACUAGCCAACAAAAUGUCUGUGUUACCUGCCUUCCCUCCACGUUGCUCCAUACAGUACUCCAGGCAGGCUCCAGUCUGGAUGAAGUGACUGCUCUCUGGGGUGUGGUUUUGCUUGCAAGUUUAAGUUAUCUGUACAAAUUUGCCCAUGGACUGAAAUGUAUUUUUUCUCUCUACUCUUUGAAAAUCAUUCUGCUCUUACAUAGUCAGGUAGACUUUGCCAUUGGCCUCCUCUCAAUCUAAAUCUGUUGUUUUUUUAAUCUUUUUUUUUUCUUUUUGCCAUUUGUUUUUUCCAAGUGCAUUUUAACCUGCAAAGCAGAGCAGAGGGUAAAUUGUUCGGAGUCUGUUAGCCAGUUACCAGCCAGGCUAGUUACUUGCUUUGGCAGUCUGGUUCACAGCAGCAGAGCCUGGUUGUGGUGCCACUUCAUCCCAGCUUCCUUGUUGCCUGGCACCAAGUCAGUCCUGUCAUGCUCUUUGUCCUUUGCUGGCUGCUGUAACUCUGCUGCUGGCUUUGAUAAGCGACGGCAGAGUCGCGACUGUACCCACCCCCUCACCAACCAACUCCUCUACCUGGGAAAGAGGAGCCUCCCAGCUCUUCUUUAGCUGUUGAUCAGAAAGUUACUGUGAAACAACUCAUUAGGAAGACAAGAUAACUUGAUAACCAGAGCAAGAGCCUGUGCCUUACCUUAACCUAAAUGAAAAACUUCCACUUCCUGCCCCAACUGGGAUGUUUCUACCAGUUCCCUACCUGCAAAGUACCAGCUAGUCCCCAACAGAGCUUUGCUGCAGGCACACAUUAGCUGAAAACGUAGCAACAUAGGACCUUGUGCAUCAGCAGCAUCCUAUUAGCUGCAUGCUCUUGCUUCCAGACCAUGAGCCUGCUCACCUGCAUCAACCCUUAUGUGACUUGCAAGCGCCUGCUUGCUUGCUGCUUCUUCUCAGGAAAUAUCCCAGCCUGCGGCUAGAUUUUACUGUCUCUGCAUUGUGCCCUCUUCUCUUUCCAUCUGUCCAUUCAGAAGUGUUAACGUUGUUUUAAAGAAAUAGGAAAAAAAAACAGCGUAGACCAUAUAUUUUUAUUUGAUAACUUGGGCCAAUGUGGCAACUUCCUUUGCAGUGAUUUUAUUUUAUAAAUGUUUAUUUUUAUAUUUCAUGUAACAGUCAAAAUUUUUACUGCUGAAAAUACUGGGAGUUUUUGGUGGGUUUCUUCCUCCCUUGCUUUCAAUCAGACUGUAUUUAUUGUUGUGAAAUGGAUCUCUAGUGGGGAUUUACGUACCAAUACUUCUACAAAUGCUCCAGCCCAGGCCCUGCUGUUUGUAUCAUCUGGUGCACUUGUGAAAACUGGAUGGGGAAGAAUCCUGCCAAAUCAAAAAGCGGUUGUGCUUUGUACUCACUGUGCAUGGGGAAAAAGGUGACUCUGUGCAAGGCAAGGCGAAAUCAGCAACUAGGAAUUCAGCCGUCCCUGGGCUUCUGUAGCUGACUGUGAUGGGUUUUCCUGCACUGCAGUUGGCUGAUGUAACUUCUGUCUUAUCCUAAUCAGAGAAGUAAUGAAGGCCCUGAGCCUGCUGACGUCUGAAGAACUUACUAAUUCAGGAAAGGUGCUUGGGAGUAUCUGAGUUGUUGACUUUAAUGGGAGCGAUUGGGGGCUGGGUGGUGCGAGAGUGUGUUCUGAUUGACUUGUUUGGAAGCUGAGGAAAGUCCAAAGACUAUCCCAAAGCCUGGGCCUCUUUAUGAGCCUCUUCUGGCCUGCCAAGCUAUCUGCCCAUGGCACUGAAAAGAGGACGCUCAAGGGAAGGAUCCCAGGAACUGCUGCUUCGUUGGGUUGGGGAGAGCUGGUUGCUUUGGGGCUGCUCAUCUCUAUGUCCCCCUGCCCCUUAUCCUUAACUUUUUUAAUCUUGCUCCCUGGCUUUGUUAUUUGCUGUCCCUUGUAAUUGUUUUUCUCCUCAUUUUAUUUUUCUGUAGCCUUUCUGAAGGAGGUCCAGGGGUUAUGUUGAAAGGGAGCUGAUACCUAUACCUAGAGAGAGAAACUGUAAAAUCAGUAACUGAGGAAAGCAUAUAAUAGACAGGUAUAAAUAGAGCAACUGUUCUCUAGGCCUUGUGGGCCUCAUGCAUUCAGUAGGCUAGAGACUUCCGGAGGCAAACAUUGCAAUGGGGCUUGCAUGUCUAGCAGCCACUUUUGACUCCUCCCAUGGCCCCACUAAAGUCAACAAGAGUUGAGUUAAGAGUGUGGAUCAACAAGCACCUAGUUCACGCUGGGGCUUAGCAGCCACAGUUUUUCUGAAGUCAGAGAGAUGCAGCAACACGGGCCAGAUGGAACAUCAGCACCUGGCAUGUGUGUCCCUGGAAAGGGGCUCGUUAAAGUCAUUGCUUUAAAAAAGACCUAACCAGAGCAAUAUUUCCUUUCCAAGACAGACAAAAUAUUUAAAUAACCUUUGUUGUUGUUGUUGUCCUUUGCCAAGUUUCAGUAGCUUUGCCUAUGCUUUUGUUCUGGAUUUGGCAGUAUGUCAGAGUCCCAGUCGAGCACGUGUGCCCAGGCUAUUUUGAUUCUGCAUCUCUUUCUUACUGUGCAUGUUCAUAAGGCAACAGUGGUCGUAUGCAAAGUUCGUCACUGUGAAAUCUGUCACUUCCUUAUCUCCGUGGUAGGUUAGAACUCCUCCACCCCUUCACCUCUCUCCGAAGCACAGUGGCCCACGGAGGAGAGGACAGGCGAGCCGAGUGAUUGUGCCUUACGUGCAGGAAUACUCUGUCUCCAGUAUACUCUGAUCUGAGUCACCUUGCUGUGAAACACUGUCUUAAAACGUGGACCGUACAGCUUCCUGCAGCAAGAAGUUGUUGGCAUCAUGGGGAUAGGUCCAGCAGGUUAAUCUCAUGGAUUUUGAAGAACUUUACAGUUUUGAAUUUAGUGGGGGAAGGGAAAAUAUUGGUUGCUAAUGGUUAGAUUAAGUCUUAUCAUUGGAUUUCUCUCAUGGGGAGAAAGGAUAGAAGUUACAAAUGCUGCAGUCUGCUUCACUCUGUAAAAGGGAUCUUGUAUGUACAGUAUUUUUAUAUCUCUGCAUUUCCACCUGUCAGGAUUGGAAUCAGAAUUAAUAACAUCUCUUAGCUAAGAAAAAAAAAAUAUAUUUUUUUUUACAGUGCUAGACCUUUGUAAGUUUUUGUUUUGUGCCAAAUUACAGCCACUGUUACGUUUUCUUUUUUUUUUUUUCUUCCUUUUUUUUUAGGAUAUGAAUUCAAUUUAUUGCUGUUGAUCAUUGUGUGUAUUAUAUAUAUUUUUUAUUACCAAGGUUUUUAUUUUAAUUCAUAUUAACCUGUAUGCAAACUAACUGUGGAUUGCUAAUUUAUAUAUAAAGGGGGACACUUUAGAGAUGGUGUGAGAAUCCCCUGCUUAGUUUACACUCUUGUAAUCCAGCGCAACCAGGCUAUAAAACACAACGCUUCUUACACAGAGUAUUCCCCUGGGUAUCAGAUCCCUCCUGCUGGUCCUCACAGCACACUAAUGCUGCAAGCUGGCGUGCGGACGCAAGAGGAACCAAAGCACAGCCCAUAGGCACGGACUGAGGCAUGAGCAAGCGAGCUGGCCUCUUUGCCGUCCUGCUUGCAGCAGUCACACCAGGGGAGGCUGCUGCAGCAGGAAUUCCAGUUUGGGGUGACUUUGAGGUUUACUCUGCCCUAUCUCCUGCCCUAGGAGAGAGGCAAGUCUCUCGAGAUGCUGAAUGCUUAGUUUUGCAGCUGCUUUGGGAGACGUGUAGGGGAUAGCACUGAGGCACACCAGUGCCCCUUGGAUAAAAUAUACCACUGGGCAGGCUCUCGCUGUGCUGCAUGCAAGUGCCACGUGGACUGUUGCGCCCAGGGCAGGCUGCAGCGUGCAGAUUUUGUCAGGAAGUCACAAUGCUCUGGACCUCUAGGCUGGAAAUUUUACUAGCUGCCUCCUCUGCCUCGGGUAGCACAAGGCAGGGCUUACCCAUGCAGCUUGGACUCUUCACAGGAGAGGACACUGGCACACACAGAUGAGUAUUUUCUACUUCACAGUAAGCAAGUUUCACUGUAUCAGUGUUCGCUCUAAAUAGACUCCACAGUGUGUCUCCAGCUGCAUCUGUGCACUGCAAUAUAGUUAACUUCCUCAGAGAAAUAACUGCAAUGGUCUAAUUUAGCUCUUUAGGGUAAACUUUCAGCCUGUUGAAUCUAAUUUUUAGCCAUAGGAUGUGAUGAAUUAGUCAAAUGGUUUAAAUUCCUCAGAGUUGCAAGUUUGCCCUGUGUUGCAACAGCUAAUCCUUGAUUGCAAAUUGCACACUGACAAUAAUCCAUCUAUGCAAGCCUUUUUUUCUUAUUUUUGAUUGUUCACUAUAAUUUUACCAGGUUUGGCAUAGAGCUUCUGAAUGACAUUUAACCAAAGUAUCAUAUCUGUUUGUGUAUAGCAUGUUUUGCUUCAUACUCCUGAAUUCACUGAAUGUAAAGAGAACAUUGCCUUGCCCCAUCUUGUUCAAUAAACCAUUGUCUUUUGUUAUCCAUUGCAUCCUUCUGUCCCUGUACGUGCUUUUCUGGGAGCAUUGAACUGGGUCCUUUUCCCUGCGAUGAGUCAGAGAUGUGUUCAGUGUGUCCUCCUGCCAGAUGCUCCACUUCUGCUGGUUACACAAGAAAACGGUGCUUCAUUCCACCCUUGCUUUCUGAAGCUUAGCUUCUUCUACCAAUUAUUAUGUUCUUCCAAUUUAACAGAUGUAGCAAAAUGACAAUUUAUAUUUGAUUAUUUCAUGGCUAGAGAGAUGGGGAAAAAGAGCUAUAUAAUGUUUUGGAAAGAUUCUGGACUGUUUCAUUUCCUGAGACUGUGAUACUGAAAAAUAAAACAAUGUAAUUAUUUGCAA